AUGGCAGAUGCUUUGAGCCCAAAUCACGUCCUAGAGCUUGCUGCGACCGCCCUCCGUCAGGAUGAAGGCUCGUCCUCGAGCCUGAAAACCCCCUACGAGGCAGUCGCGGUGAUCGGCCACGCCUGUAUGACAGCCGUGGGCUUUCGACUCGUCGGACUGGGAGAGGACCACAAUCUCGAGCACUCCGACAGCCCCCGUCUUCCUUCGGAAUGGAACGCAAGCACCAGCUUUGCCUUCCGCUACGCACACUCACAAUCCUCGAUGCAAUACCUCCUGAAAAUCAGCCGACUGGGCAGCAAAGCCGUGGUGCUCGCACUGGCUCUGGGCGACGACAAGACGACCUCGUUCGACCUCCCUGUCCAAGACUACAUCUCCGAAUCCGCUCUUUCCCUGUCCUCCUCCGCUGCCGACCUGCCGACCGCCCUCCAAGAGACGUUCAUCUCACCUGCGCGCGUGCAAGACCUGAUCAACCUGUUCAAGAUCAACGUCAUUCAGAAACUAGCCCCGGGGCUGUACAAAGAGGGAUACGAGGAUACCCGGACCACGAGAGAGGUACAACAGCAGCAGCCGGAGCGUCCCCCGCGCCAUGAUCCUCUCCGAGACGACUCGCUUCCCCAACCGGCUCGCCCGUAUCCCUUUGACGACCCCCUGGCGGCGCCUCCCCGCCGACCCGUCCCCGCCGGAGACUUCCCUCCCCCGGGCUUCGAAGACGAGUUUGAGAUGCAGAGACCCCCGCGCGGAUAUCCCGGGAUGGGCGGCCGCAACCCGCUGAGCAUCGGCGAGCGUGAUCUCUACCCAGCCGGGCUGGGUCCUCAUGAUCCCAUCUAUGGUGGUAUCGGACCUGGGUUAGGCGGCGGCGGUGGGGGUGGGAUGCAUCCAACCUUCGAUGAUCCUUUGUUUGCAGGACCCCGCGGGGGCGGCGGAAGAGGGAGAGGAGGAUACGAUCCACAGGCUCCCCCAGGCUCACGGUAUGAUCCUGUUGGGCCUGGGGAUGGCGCACGGUAUGGACAGGGGCGGGGGCCCUUUGGCGGCGGCGGAGGAUUUGGCGGGUUUGGCGGUGACAUCAUCUAAACCACACUUCGGCCCAAUGGCUUGAUGACGAAAAUUGCUCCACGAGGGGGAAUGUUAUGAAUGAAUGAUUUUGUAUGCAUGAAUAUCUAAUUGUAUCUACUUAAUGGGUCGGCUUUUUGAUAGGUAAUUGGUUCAUCACUCAGUCUAAGUUGCUGAUGCUAAUUAUGCUGUUGGUGCUGAAUUGUCU
Aspergillus saccharolyticus JOP 1030-1 is the source of this 1258-nucleotide messenger RNA. RefSeq names its product proteasome inhibitor PI31 family protein. The record is from RefSeq and is a predicted model, not a curated record. The transcript has 2 exons. Lineage: Eukaryota; Fungi; Ascomycota; Eurotiomycetes; Eurotiales; Aspergillaceae. The coding region runs from base 1 to 1071 and encodes 356 amino acids. Gene Ontology annotation, biological process: proteasome-mediated ubiquitin-dependent protein catabolic process. Gene Ontology annotation, molecular function: proteasome binding; endopeptidase inhibitor activity.